Ostreococcus lucimarinus CCE9901 is the source of this 1119-nucleotide messenger RNA. RefSeq lists its product with no specific name. Gene Ontology annotation, biological process: protein phosphorylation. NCBI's taxonomy places the organism in Eukaryota, Viridiplantae, Chlorophyta, Mamiellophyceae, Mamiellales, Bathycoccaceae. Gene Ontology annotation, molecular function: ATP binding; protein kinase activity. The record is from RefSeq and is a predicted model, not a curated record. Bases 1 to 1119 code for a protein of 372 amino acids. The transcript has a single exon.
AUGUUACCGGGUCAAUGCUUCAGAACAAAAGAUUACGAUUUGGAGGGCGUGGUCGCUCGCGCUGGUGAUGAUACGGCUCGUAUAAACACUGGCUCACAUCCAUCGCGUCGAGGCGCAAAGAAAACUACCAACGGUGAUUUAUUCGAAGCGUCGCUCGCGACGUACGCGGAGAGCGCAAAGGAUGCGAAUACGGUUUCCGACGACGACGACGACGUCGUUGAAAUUCAUCUCAGCAACAUCAAACUCGGAAGACUAAUUGGUCAGGGCGCUUACGGUGCGGUGUACGUGGGAAAGUGGAACAAACGCGUCGUCGCGGUGAAAAAGUUACACGGUGUCCCACCCGGUGCUGGAAAGAGCGAUUUGAAGACGUUCGUGAGAGAAGUCGCCGUGUUGAGCGCGGUGCGACAUCCAAAAAUCGUGCGCAUGUUUGGAGCGUGUCUCAAGCUGCCGCAUCUUUGUAUAGUCGAGGAAAUGAUGGACGGAGGAAGCUUGCACGCGCUUCUUCACCAAGACAAGCAGUACGACGUGAGUCUAGACGACGUCGUGAGGAUAGCGCUCGACGUAGCGCAGGCGAUGGCGUAUUUGCACUCCAGAUGCAUCGUUCACCGAGACUUGAAAUCGCACAACGUGCUUCUCAACGGCCGUGGCGCCAAAGUUGCGGAUUUCGGCAUCGCGCGCGCGCUUGAGCGGACGUUGCUCAGCGCCGGCGGUUCGGCGACGAGCGCCGGCGGCGCGUCCGCCGGAACCGCCGGAACGCCCGCGUACAUGGCUCCAGAGCUUUUUCACGGCGACGCCGACGCGGUGACGACCAAAUGCGACGUCUUCUCCUUCUCCGUCCUUCUGUGGGAAUCACUCGCGCGGUCGAUCCCCUGGGAGUGGUUCGCGAACCACAUGCAAAUCAUCUUCGCCGUCGCCAUCCAAUCGCAGCGUCUACCGCUGGACGCGCCGCCGUUCGCGCGCGACGACGUCGUCGUCCGCGCGUUGGUCGACGACGUCAUCGUGCCCGCUUGGCAAACCGCCCCCGACGCUCGACCGGAUUUCACCGAGCUCAUCGUCGUCUUAAACCGAGCCCUGCGCGAGCUGCUAGCCGAAAGUCGCGUCGCCGUAGAUUCGCGCUAG